Molecule: messenger RNA, 816 nt
Organism: Setaria italica (foxtail millet)
Lineage: Eukaryota; Viridiplantae; Streptophyta; Magnoliopsida; Poales; Poaceae
Product: transcription factor bHLH139
Exons: 4
Coding region: 1-816 (271 amino acids)
Biological process (GO): regulation of transcription by RNA polymerase II
Cellular component (GO): nucleus
Molecular function (GO): DNA-binding transcription factor activity, RNA polymerase II-specific; RNA polymerase II cis-regulatory region sequence-specific DNA binding; protein dimerization activity
Source: RefSeq, a predicted model, not a curated record
AUGGCCCAGCUGCUAGGUGGCUUCCCCUCCCAUGGUGAGGAAGGCCACCAAGAUCUGCCUUGGUCCGAUCAAGCUUCCAAUGCAUACAGUGACAACAUUGGAAGUAGUCUUGCUGUCCAACCUGCAUAUGAGGGCUACUAUUUGAGCAACUCCAAUGAAGCCCUCGGGAUCAGCUCCUGCAUUGCACCUGAUGACCUGGGCUCGGUCCAGGAGUACGGUGCAACUGAGUUUGUCAACAUGUUCUCAAACCAUUCCCCUAAUUUUUAUGGGAAUGGUGACCGGAGCUGCGAGGAUCUGGAUGUUCCAAACAUGAGUAUGCUCGACUCAGUAAGUGCUACCAACAAGAGAAAGCACUUGGCUGAAGAACUCGAUGGCCAAACAAGAGGCCGGAAAUGCGCACGGAAAGUUCAAACUAAGCGAACGAAGAGGGCCAAACAGAGUAGAGAUGAGGAUGCAAGUAGGAGCCCAACAAGCUGCUGCACUUCUGACAGUGACUCCAAUGCCUCUCUGGAGUCUUUAGAUGCUGAUGCUCUUCCGAAAGGCAAGGCUCGGGCAGGCCGCGGUGCGACAACUGAACCCCAGAGCAUCUAUGCAAGGAAAAGGAGGGAAAGGAUCAACGAGAGGCUGAAGAUUCUGCAGAACCUGGUGCCCAACGGGACCAAAGUAGAUAUCAGCACCAUGCUUGAGGAGGCAGUCCACUAUGUGAAGUUCCUGCAGCUUCAGAUCAGGCUCCUGAGCUCGGACGACAUGUGGAUGUAUGCCCCGAUCGCGUACAACGGGAUGAACAUCGGGAUCGAUCUGAGCAUGGACAGAUGA